AUGGCAUUAAAUAAAUUAAUUGGAACAGUUGCUUCUCUAGCUGUAAGGAAUGUUUCCCAAAUUGGACAAAAAUUUGCUGCGUCAACGAUUACCGUGCGUGAUGCACUCUCGAUGGCAUUAGACGAAGAGUUAGCAAAUGAUGAUCGUGUUUUUUUAAUAGGUGAAGAAGUUGGACAUUACGAUGGCGCCUACAAGAUUUCGAGAGGAUUGAUGCGUAAAUUCGGCGAAUCCCGUGUAAUAGAUACUCCAAUUACGGAAGCAGGCUUUUGCGGCCUAGCGGUUGGUGCAGCAUUUGCAGGUCUUCGUCCGAUUUGUGAAUUUAUGACCUACAACUUUUCUAUGCAAUGUAUCGAUCAGAUAAUAAAUAGUGCAGCUAAAACAUAUUAUAUGUCAGCGGGUCGGUUACCUUGUCCAAUUGUUUUUCGUGGACCAAAUGGAGCAGCUGCUGGUGUUGCAGCGCAACAUAGUCAAGACUUCACGGUAUGGUAUGCUCACUGCCCUGGACUAAAGGUUGUGGCACCUUAUUCCGCAGAAGAUGCAAAGGGUUUGCUCAAGUCAGCUGUUCGUGAUGAUAAUCCUGUAGUUGUAUUGGAGAAUGAAUUGUUAUACAGCGAGACGUUUCCAAUGUCAGAUGAGGCAUUGAAAAAUGAUUUUAUGGUACCUAUCGGCAAGGCAAAAAUUGAACGAGAAGGCACAGAUAUAACGCUUAUCUCAUAUUCCUAUGGUCUGGUAACAACAAUGAAAGCUGCAGAACAGUUAGCCAAAGAAGGCAUCAGUGCUGAGGUGAUUAAUUUGCGAUCCCUUCGACCGUUUGACUUUAAAACGAUCGAGAAAUCAGUCAUGAAGACUCACCAUGUAGUAACCGUUGACAAUGGGUGGCCAUUUUGCUGUAUAGGAUCGGAAAUCUGCAUGCAGUUGAACGAAUCAGAAGCAUAUGGUGCUCUGGAUGGUCCCGUAUAUCGAGUGACUGGUGCCGACGUUCCAAUGCCAUUCAGCGAAUCUCUCGAGGUUGCAGCACAGCCACAACCGGCUGAUGUAGUAAAAAUGGCGAAAAGAUCAUUGAAAAAAUGA
Molecule: messenger RNA, 1071 nt
Organism: Cercopithifilaria johnstoni
Lineage: Eukaryota; Metazoa; Nematoda; Chromadorea; Rhabditida; Onchocercidae
Source: the annotation of a GenBank genome assembly